Molecule: messenger RNA, 5154 nt
Organism: Esox lucius (northern pike)
Lineage: Eukaryota; Metazoa; Chordata; Actinopteri; Esociformes; Esocidae
Gene: dlg3
Product: discs, large homolog 3 (Drosophila)
Exons: 21
Coding region: 389-3064 (891 amino acids)
Biological process (GO): chemical synaptic transmission
Cellular component (GO): neuron projection; neuromuscular junction; postsynaptic density membrane
Molecular function (GO): kinase binding
Source: RefSeq, a predicted model, not a curated record
UAUAUCUAUGAAUUUCUAUACAUAUCACUGUGAAACGAGAGAAGCGAGAGGAAAAUUCUACCAUCGGGGCUGGUCUCUGAUUGUGUGAUCGAAUACAAUAUUUUCAACAUUCUAUUCUUUGAUCUUCUACGUCAAGAGGAAGGAAGACUACGUACUCAUUUUUGAUUUUUUCGUUUUCCUGUUGCUACUUCCCCCCCACCCCGCUCUCUUCUCUUUUUUUUUUUUGCAUCCGAGGGGAAUAAAAAAAAAGGAGAGUAGCCGGAUCUGGAGAAAGAGGGGAAAAGAUCGGUCGAAUUGCUGUGAUUAGUGUUGUUUUGUGUGGGUAUUAGCGCUCCCGGUGCGCCGAGGAGAGGAUCCAGGUCGCGGAGCGCAGCGCAGCGCAGCCAGCAUGCACAAACACCACCACUGCUGCAAGUGCCCGGAAUGUUACGAGGUGACCCGCAUGGCUGCCCUGCGCAGGAUGGACGCCCCCCAGUACCAGGAGUGGCAGGCCGAGCCCUAUGGAUACCCAGCCGGGUACGGGCCCGGGGGCGGGCAGACCUUACCCCAGCCCCCGGCCUCGGGGGGAGGGGGAGGUGGAGGGGGGGGCACCCUGGGAAGAAGUAAGGGCAAGAUGAUGUCGUCCGGGGGUCCCGGGGGGCCCAACCCCAAGGGCCAGUCCAAGGGCGGCCCCAAGGUGAACGGCAACAACUCCGGGGGCCAGGCGGGCUGGUGGCCAGAGUGCACCUGCUCCAACCGGGAGUGGUACGACCAGGCGAAUCCUCCCCCCAUCAUCGUCAACGCAGAUUCACUGGACGGCGGUCCUUAUGUAAAUGGCAGUGAUGGGAUGUACAAAUACGAAGAGAUUAUCUUGGAGAGGGGGAACUCCGGCCUGGGCUUCAGCAUCGCGGGGGGGAUGGACAACCCCCACAUCCCUGAUGACCCGGGGAUCUUCAUCACCAAGAUCAUCCCUGGAGGGGCUGCUGCUAUGGAUGGCAGACUGGGGGUAAACGACUGUGUUCUGCGCGUGAACGAGGUGGACGUGUCUGAGGUGGUCCACAGCCGGGCGGUGGAGGCCCUGAAAGAGGCCGGCCCUGUGGUGAGACUCCUGGUCAGGAGAAGACAGGCCCCUCCCGAGACCAUCCUGGAGGUCAACCUGCUCAAGGGACCGAAAGGCCUGGGCUUCAGCAUCGCCGGGGGCAUUGGCAACCAGCACAUCCCCGGGGACAACAGCAUCUACAUCACCAAGAUCAUCGAGAGCGGCGCCGCGCAGAAAGACGGACGGCUGCAGACCGGAGAUCGCUUGCUCGCUGUGAACAACAUCAUUCUGCAGGACGUGCGUCACGAGGAGGCCGUGGCGGCGCUGAAGAACACCUCUGACAUGGUCUACCUCAAGGUGGCCAAGCCCGGUCCGGUCCAGCUCAACGAUAUGUACGCCCCCCCGGACUACUCCAGCAGCCUGGCGCUUCCUGCCCUCCCUCCAGCCUUCCCCACCAUGGUGGACAACCACGUCAGCCACAACUCAGGCAUGGCCUACAUGGGGGCCAUGGAGCCCAAGCCCGUGUACAACCAGCCCCCCCAGGUCACGCCCUCCAGGUACUCCCCAGACCCCCGCCACAUGCUGGGGGAGGAAGACUUCACCAGUCCCGCUGCGCGUCCUGAUGCUGUCGCUCUGUUUGGCAGGGAGCCGCGGAAGGUGCUGCUCCACAAAGGGUCUACUGGGCUGGGCUUCAACAUCGUGGGUGGCGAGGACGGAGAGGGCAUCUUUGUCUCCUUCAUCCUGGCCGGGGGACCUGCGGACCUGAGCGGGGAGCUGAGGAGGGGAGACCGCAUCCUCUCGGUCAACGGGGUGAACCUGAGGAAUGCCACUCACGAGCAGGCCGCUGCAGCACUAAAAAGGGCUGGGCAGACCGUCACCAUCAUUGCCCAGUACCGACCAGAAGAGUACAGCCGCUUUGAGUCGAAGAUCCACGACCUGAGGGAACAGAUGAUGAACAGCAGCAUGAGUUCGGGAUCGGGCUCCCUGCGUACCAGCGAGAAACGUUCCCUCUACGUCAGAGCUUUGUUUGAUUAUGACCGGACCAGAGACAGCUGCCUGCCCAGCCAAGGCCUGAGCUUCUCCUAUGGGGACAUCCUGCAUGUCAUCAACGCCUCUGAUGACGAAUGGUGGCAGGCACGCCUGGUCACGCCCCAUGGGGAGAGCGAGCAGAUUGGGGUCAUUCCGAGCAAGAAGAGGGUGGAGAAGAAAGAGCGGGCGAGGUUAAAAACUGUCAAGUUCCACGCCAGGACCGGCAUGAUCGAGUCCAACAGGCCAGUCAAAGUAAAGCGCAAAAAAAGCUUCAAUCUCUCACGCAAGUUCCCGUUUUACAAGAGCAAGGAGAAUAUUGUGCAGGAGUUGGAGUCUGAACAAUGCCUGACGUCCAACACGAGUGACAGUGAAAGCAGCUCAAAGGGUCAGGAAGACACCAUUUUGUCAUACGAGCCAGUCAUUCGACAGGAGAUUCAUUACACAAGGCCGGUGAUCAUUCUGGGCCCAAUGAAAGACCGAGUAAAUGACGACCUGAUCUCGGAGUUCCCUCAUAAGUUUGGCUCCUGCGUUCCUCACACGACUCGUCCGCGGCGGGAAAACGAGAUGGACGGCCAGGACUACCACUUUGUGGGCUCGCGGGAGCAGAUGGAGAAAGACAUUCAGGAUAAUAAGUUCAUUGAGGCGGGACAGUUCAACGAAAACCUCUAUGGGACCAGCAUCUUGUCAGUCAGAGCAGUGGCAGAGCGGGGAAAACAUUGUAUCCUAGAUGUGUCCGGGAAUGCUAUAAAGCGUCUGCAACAAGCACAACUUUAUUCGAUCGCAAUUUUCAUAAAACCAAAAUCAAUUGAAGCUCUUAUGGAAAUGAACAAGAGGCAGACGUAUGAGCAAGCCAAUAAAGUCUUUGACAAGGCAAUCAAGCUCGAGCAAGAGUUUGGAGAGUUUUUCACAGCCAUCGUGCAGGGUGACUCGCUAGAGGAGAUCUACAACAAAAUCAAGAUGAUCAUUGAGGAACAGUCAGGCCCCUACAUCUGGAUCCCCUCCUCGGAGAAGCUCUGAGCGUCCGGCCGUACCACUCCGCGUCAGCUCGGAGCUCUCCCCACGCCCUCCCCGAGACCCCGCCCGUCCCCCCAAAUAGCUCCUCCCUUACCCUUUUUUUGCAGAUAUGUUUCAUAUCAAGUUUUAGUGUCAUUAUGUUACUCUCAAAUGAAGUCUUAUCACCAUUAUCGUGGCUGUGCACAUCCCUGCAUGAGUUUCUCAGCAAAUCCAUUCGAAAGACUGGAAAUGCCGUUCCAAAUGAAUUUGUCAUUUAAAACAAAACAAAGGGAAAAGGAAUCCUUCUUUGUGAAACGGGACUGACAGUUGAAGAUCAGUAUGUUUUUCAGACCACAGAACGAGGAGUUCGGGAUUUGUGAGUUGCAGGGGAAUGGAGACAUCGUGAAAAGUUUGGAACACUUUGUAAAUGUUCAUUAAAUCACAUUUAAAAAAAAAAAAAAAAGGACACGAAAGACGAGAAGCAAAGACCACUUAGGUUUUCUUUUCUACGAGGACUGGAUAAUAUCAAGCCCAGCUGAUGGUACUGUUCGAGAAGUUGUCUCUCUUGUUUAUAAUUACAGAGGAAUUGGUGAAGAAGCCUACAAACCGAUGAUGUAUUUAUCACAAACCAGCUUGCUGUUUGAUCAGCUGCCAGUAGUUCCUUCUGCGGCAGUGGCUGAUGAAGACAUUUCGGGAGGCAGAACAAAUGGAAGAAAUUAGUUAUGAAUCGCUACAUUUAUAUAAUGAAAUCACAAGGUAAAUGAGAAAAUCCUACUGAGAUUUUACUACAUUAAAAACUACACGUUUUACACUAGAAUUGUCUACUUGGAGGGCUGUUAGAUUUCAGUUAUUCCUUUUUUCUUUUUGGGAUUUUUUUGCUUGUGGUUUUUAGCUGCUCUGUGUAAAGGUUGGGGGUAGAGAUGUGUAACUGGGCUCUCUGCAAAACACCAAACUGCCUUACAUCAACUACAAAUUCUGUUAUAACUACCUGUACUUUGUGAGGGAAGCCACAAAAUAAUUGACAACGAAUAAACCGAGACAUUUACAUUGUUUCGUAUUUUUGCGUUCCCCGCCUUGUCCUGAUGUCCAGGUGGUCAGACUGGAGUGCAAUAGACAAAUGCAGUCUUGCCCCCUGGAUUCUUUCCUUGCAUUUUCACCCUUUUUUUUUUUUUCUUUUUGUAAUUUAAGAAUUCAUUGGAUUUGGAUUUGGGCCGCCGUAGCUUCCUCACUCAUGUUGAGCAGCAGAUCACCCAAUUACACUCUCUGCCUUCUGAGACGAUUCUCUUCUGAUUGGUCACGAGGUACUGUCCUGUAUUGGCCAUCGUGGAGGUGGCCUUUAGAAAAAAAACAAAAAAAACGGGUAGAACAAGACAAUAAUUGUAUUGGAUGUCCUUCUAACAAUUAAAGAGUCAAUAUAACCUGUUUUUGGAUUGUCCCACCCGAAGCACCCCAUCCAAAAAAAAACACUAUAGACCAUGCAGGCUUUAAUCAAACCCCUCUUUAAAGUUUUACAUUUUUCAUUUGUUCUGGACAAGGUGUUAAACCACUGUGUCAAGAGCUGUGUGGUAUGCCUGGGGGGGGGGGGUGGGGGUGGGUGGAACGGGCUACAUCAGCUCAGGAAUCUAACGCACAGAUAUCAUUUCCCCUGCGACUGAACAGCCAUUCUUCCGAAAGGAGACAUGGAAAGAGUUCCCAGAUGUUGAAAGUGAAUGAAAGAGUUUUGAGUGAUUUGACCGAACAGUCUUGAGUGAUUUCAAAGGCAUUUGCAUUGAACAAUUUGAUCAGCGGACGUAUUCUGUCUUAAGAUGUGGUGACACUUGGUGAAGACCACUCCUUUGGUUAACCCUGGCAUGAGUCGGUUGUGUGGAUUUAACAGGGUUGAAAUGACCUGCCCGAAACUCUGCUCUGUGUUGGUGUUCACUCGAGCAGGUAUCUGACCUGUAGAAGACUGAGGAAUACUGUCGCCCCCCUGCACCUUGUGAACAUUAAAGUUUCCACCUGUUUUUUUUUUUUUUUUCUUUCAGAAGAGGGACAGGGUUUUCCUCAGCCACCAGAGAGCUAGACCAUCUUCUGCAUGCCCGCAGAGUGGUCGCCUCACCUUCUGCCCCCCCCCC